AUGCAGUCUUUCAGGAAUGAACUGAGACAAUCAUCCGGCGAGAGUGCCGACAACGUCCGCAGCCGUUAUGUUCCCAGCUCUGUCUACAGCGCCAGUGGACCAGUCGACCACUCGCCGGCGACUGGCCACGUGCCCAGCUUCAUGUCGGGAGCAUUGCGGGGCCCCUUCGAGGAAGAACAAACGCCUCGUCUCCCAGCGGUACAGACUCAAAAUGCUCCACGGAACUCCACCCUCCUCAACAUUAACGAUCCUGUUGCGAUGCACCUGUUGGCGGAAACAGCGAUCAGUGACAGCCGAGACUUCGAGGUGCUGUCGUUCGACGAGGUUGAACAACUGAAAAAAGAGAGGACCUAUUUGAAGGCGAAGGUAGAAUCUACGAGAAGGAGGUUGGCGUUGGAAAGCAAAGUCCGCGAUGCAGCCCAGUCUCUCAACCGGCUAUACUCGACCCGAGAAUCUCCGGACGGCCCCGGAUCGCCCAAGAAGUCACGCCGAAGUUUGCUGGGGAGCAAACGUAGUGACAACGAUGCGGUUCACCGUGCGGAUGGCGAAUAUGCUGCGAGCAUGAAAAAGGUGGAGGAUUUGUCGCGCGAACUGUUUCAAUUGGAAAAGCGGCUCGAGCACACGGAAAGACGACUUUUGAUGCACACGGCCGGCAUUCUACAGAUGACGCACAGGGGUUUGAAGAAGAAUAUUCGACGGAAUGAGCUGCCUCGAAGCCCGGAAAGCAUGACUAGCCACCACGGACGUGGUUCGGUCGACUUUGACGAGCGCAGUCUGUAUCAGGUUCCGGACUAUGUGACAGAAUUUAAGCACAUCCCAAACAAAGGCCAAGCUGCAGGUAUCGAUCCUCGGGCUGCGGACGGUGUCGCGAAUCGGUUACUACAACUGAACCAACGCGUACACCUGAUGAUCACCCAGGUCAACAUGCAGGAGCACUUCGACCCUCCUCCACAACCCACCGAAGAUCAUCUGAUCGGACGUGUCGAUGAACAAAUCCAAGCAUAUCUGGGCUAUAUGUCGCAAGGUCUCGACGCGAUGGAAGCGGCUCAAGCUCGCUCCAGUGGAGCCAUGCAACAGUCAAUCUACGACACAGAAGAGCAGCUUGAGGAUGUCAAUAUCCGACUAAAUGAGAUACUGCAACGAACCAAUUCCGUCGCCCAUAGCCCAGUGGUGCCGCAGGACGAACCCCGGGGAAAGGAUCUUCACUCUCAGUUGGCUUUCUCAGCUUCCGUAGUAGAACGUCUGACCCGGCGCACUGAGACCCUCGUGGAACAGAAAGCUAUCCUUACACGCCAGAUCCAGCAGCAACGAGAGCUUAACGGCAGGGGAGAUGCCACAAUCUCUCACUUGACGGAGGAGGCCGACCGGAGCAGGCUCUCUCAACAGCUUGACCACCUGCAAAAUGAAGAAUCUGAUGCCCAUCGCGAGCUGCUCUCGCAACAACUGCAUCAAGCCCGACAAAGGAUUGCUGUUCUCGAACAGGAACGAGCUGCCAGACAAGGCCAGGGCGACGGGCUCGAGGGCAACCGAGACAGUCUGGAAUCGCAGCUACAGCGACUCACCGCAUCUCUCGUGGAAAAGGAAAAUGAAGCAACCCAUCUCGCAGCCAGUCACGCAAGAGACCGAGAAGAGCAUGGGGAGGCUACUGUUGCACUACAGACGCAGAUCGACGAUCUCAACAGUGCGAAAUCAGCGGCUGAGUCCGAAGUAUCGAAGCUGCGUCAAGAGAUGGCGGACCUGGAGUCGGAAGUCGUGCGAGCACAAACCGAACUGACCGUGGUCAAGGCUGAAUUAGAUGGGGCGUACGGGACACGUGCUCAGCGGGCGGCGGACGUAUCCAUGAACCCUGCCAUCCAGCAGGAGCUCGAUGCCCUCAACGCACGGAAUAGCGAGCUUGAGAGUCAACUUGGCCUUCUGCGAAAAGAACACGAAGCGAAGGACAUGGACAUCAUGCAGCUGCAGAACAAAGUUACUGCGCUGCAAACAGAGCUCAAGGAGAUAAUUGGGGAGUAUGAAGCCAUGACCAAGCAGAGCAUUGAGGACGAGAAAGAACGAGAGAGGCUGGAAGAGACCGUCGACGCGAUCCAGCGGAGGUGUGAAGACCUGGAAAACCAACUAAAUGAAGAGAAGGUCAAGGCGCUCGGCUCGAGUGUCUCCGCGCCCACGGACACCACGUCUACGAUGGUGUUGAGGAACGAGUUCAGAAAGAUGAUGCGCGAGACCCGGGCCGAGAAUCUGAAAGUCCUCAAGGCCGAACAAGAAGAACGACGUCGCCUUGAGGGCAUCAUUAAGGGCUUGAAGAAGAACCAACAACAGUUGUCGACAGCUCAGAAGCCGACACCAGCCACACCACAGGAGCCAGCCGCCACUACUUGA
Molecule: messenger RNA, 2376 nt
Organism: Cladophialophora yegresii CBS 114405
Lineage: Eukaryota; Fungi; Ascomycota; Eurotiomycetes; Chaetothyriales; Herpotrichiellaceae
Exons: 3
Coding region: 1-2376 (791 amino acids)
Source: RefSeq, a predicted model, not a curated record